CGUGGGGGGAAGGCUCCUGGCCAUUCUGCUGCUGCUGCGUAGCGAGUGAGUGGGUGUCGGCGCAGCACGCUUGAGAGAACGUUCUGCGGCUGGUUGGUGUUGCUGCUGUGAGCUGCGGUUCAUAAUGGCUUCCAGGAUGCUUGCUCGUCGGUCUCUGCUGACCAUUUCGAGACACUCACAGACUCCUAUCCCACGGAGAGCAAUGGGGGCUCAGGCCUCUCCCUCGCUCCAUGACCAGGGUCUCCCAGAGUACGAGGGUCCCCUCAUGAAGACGACCGUGCCAGGGCCCAAAUCACAAGUCCUAACCAAGGAACUUGGGGAGAUUCAGAACUCGGUGGCCGUGCAGUUUUUCUGCGACUACACAGCCAGUCGGGGCAACUACCUGGUGGAUGUGGAUGGCAAUCGCAUGCUGGACCUGUACAUGCAGAUCUCAUCACUACCACUUGGUUACAAUCACCCAGCCCUUCUCCGUAUCCUGCAAGAUCCUGCAAAUCUGGCCACAUUUGCUAACCGACCGGCACUGGGAGCUUUACCUCCGCAUGACCUUCCUCAACUUCUCCACAAGUCUCUCGUGUCGGUGGCUCCCACUGGACUCCGGCAGGUGCAGACCAUGGCUUGUGGGUCCUGCUCCAACGAGAAUGCCUUCAAGGCCAUCUUCAUCUGGUAUCGGAAUAAGCAGAGAGGAGGAGCCAAACCCACUACUGAAGAGUUGAGGACAAGUAUGAUUAAUCAGUCCCCUGGCAGUCCUGAGCUCUCGAUCUUGUCCUUCAUGGGUAGUUUUCACGGCCGCACCAUGGGUUGCCUCGCCACGACGCACUCAAAGGCGAUCCACAAGCUGGAUAUCCCCUCACUGGACUGGCCGAUCGCUCCCUUCCCGCGCCUCCAGUACCCGCUCGAGGAGCACUCCCGGGAGAACGCGAGUGAGGAGGCGCGCUGCCUGGCUGAGGUUGAGGAUCUGAUGCAGAAGUUUGCACGAAAAGGCCGUCCUGUUGCCGGCGUUGUGGUGGAGCCUAUACAGGCCGAGGGGGGAGACAACCACGCUUCGGACGACUUCUUCCGCAAGUUGCGCGCACUCACUGCUAAGCAUGGGGCAGCCUUUCUGUGCGACGAGGUGCAGACUGGGGCUGGUACUACAGGCCUCUUCUGGGCACAUGAGCACUGGGGGCUGGAGAACCCACCCGAUGUCGUCACAUUCAGCAAGAAGAUGCUCACCGGUGGCUUCUACUAUAAGGACGAACUCCGCACAGAAUUGCCGUAUCGCAUUUACAACACGUGGAUGGGGGAGCCCAGCAAGACGCUGAUGCUGGCGGAGGUGCUGAAGGUGGUGCGUGCGGAGCGGCUCCUGGACAACGUGCAGCAUGCGGGCUCCGUUCUGCUGCGUGGGCUCACGGACCUGCAGAAUGAAUUCCCCAACAUACUCAGUCGAGCACGAGGACGGGGCACAUUUUGUGCCAUCGACAUUCGUGAUGAGGACACUCGUAACAAGGCAGUGCUACUAGCAAGGAAUAAAGGAGUGGUGCUGGGUGGUUGUGGGGACAUAUCGAUUCGCUUCCGCCCGAGCCUAAUCUUCACCGAGAUCCAUGCCAACAUCUUCCUGAACAUCUUCCGAGAUGUCGUCUCAACCCUCAAGUAACAACUUGGUUCAUCGCCACAAAUGGCUCUUCCCUCUUCCCGCCCCUCAACGGACCGCCCCAAGAUCUCCCGCACACCCACCCUCAAGUCACGACCCAUGCAUCUUUCCAACAAGUAAACAGCCCAAGUAAAUGAAAGGCAUGUCCGAAUGUUUUGGCUGUAAGUAAGUGAUGGGGAAAGCGGAUCCCUUGACAGGACAUGAGGAUACGAGUUGAUAUCGUUUGCUGAUGUCUGUGGUAGAAAUGCAUGUCUGUUAAACGUUGAAAUAUGGAGGUUGGGUUGAUGGAUCAUGAAGGGAUGGGAGUCCUGCAUUGCAUUGAGCCAUCGUGAUGAUGGUGUGCAUGAGAUGGCCCACCUCCUGGGAAAAGAGGUGGUGACUGUCAUUGGAAAUCCAGAAGGUAGGUUUCAGACAGGCUGCCUAUACAGUGGAGUUUGCGAGUUCUCAUGAACGCUUGGUUUUAUUUUGAGCCACUCAAGUUUACCUUUUGCAUGCAACAACUUAAAAUAAAUGUAAACAUCCCAAUCCGCAACCACCUAAAAUAGAUGUUUGUACUCUGUGAGUUUUUUCUACAAAUAUUUUUUAAAAAGUAUUACUCUUUCUAGGUUCUGUGCAGAAUCUUUAAAUUUCUAAUAGAGUAAAAUAUGGCUCAACAAAGCAAUGCCUAAUGAAAAAAGUAUAUAAAACGGUUGCUGAUGUAAUAUUUAGAAGGGGUUGGUAGGUGGUGUGAAGGUAAUUUGAAGGGAUGUUUAACUGAAUCGUAUGUAUUCAUUAGAGUAGUGAUAAGCUUUUUAAUCUGGAUAUUAACAGUCUGAGAGAGUGGAAUGUAUAAAAAUGCCAUGGAAAUGUUUUCAGACAAAAGGAACAGCAGAGGAUAAGGAGAGACUACCCAACCACGUUAAGCCUGACUCUUUCCUGGCAUGUGUUUUAGCAAGAGGUUGAGAAGGGUGGGAAUAUUAUUGCUCACUAAAUCAGAGCAUGUAAUCACUCUGCUGAAGUAUUAAUUUUUAAAAAACCUAUUAUGAAGUGUCAAUGACGUAUAAUAAAUUUAUUUUCAGUUUUAACUUUACUGCCAUUGAAAUUAAUAUUCCAGGCAGCACAGUAUAGCUAAAUAUGAUGCUAUGACUGCAUUAUUAAGGUGGCAUUGCUAUCUGCCUAUGAAUCUAGUCCAGCCUUGAUUGCAUAUGCUGCACGAUAUUAAAUAUAGUGUAUGUAAAUCUUGACUUUAAGCUUUUGUGGCUGCAGGAAUUCAUAUUCUUUGGGUCUUUCGGUAAAGUCACAUAGAUAGGUUCAAAUAAUUGUUUUGUUAUUUCUUUGAACCUAUUUAUGUGACUUUACCAAAAGACCCAAGGAAUAUAGCGUACGUGUUUUAAAAUUAAAUAAUAGUUUUUUUUGCAUUAAAAUAAAAUUACAAGAUAAUGUAUUGUUAAAGAAUAAUAUCAUGAAUGUGAUUAUUUUAAUUAGUGUUCAUAUCCAUGUUUAAAUUAACCUGACUUGGCUGGAAGUCCUAAACACUUCAGAAUGCAGUAAACUGGCCUAACCUACUUAAAGCAUUACGAUAAAAGUAUACAUUGUCACUUCUUUAGAAAGCAGAAAUCAUGUGAUACUUUGUUGCUGAGCAGAGAAAACUCAGUUAAUUUUCAAUAAACAAGGCUUUUAAUUACAAAAUCAGUGGUGGUAUUAUUGAUCACUAAAUCCAGUUAGAGUUUUUAAGUUAAUGUUAGGACCCAAUUUUAACAAUAAAUGUGGUUUGUAGGGUGAAUGCUAAAUUCCUAUCAUAAAUAUUGAGCUGGCAUUAUUUAAUUACUUGGUUAAUUAAAAUCAGAUUUUCUUUUUAAGAGUUUGUUUAACAUCUAGUUGCCGAUAUAUUCUGCUUGCCCACUUACUUUUUGAACUCUAAAUUUGUAUAAUUGCAUCAUAUCCAUGAUUGACAUAAAGCAAGUUGUGAUUCAUGGCAUGAAGAAAUAUCAUCUAAUGUUGGGUGAAAAGCCUGUUGAAAUGGCUGCUGAAGUCGUGUUGUGGUUUCUUCGGAAUCCACUCCAAAAUAUCGUGAUGCAAUGUUCCUUUAUUGUGAAGAGUUGCCAGUGUGAUCACUUCUCCUAAUGCUUUGGCCGAUGGCACAACUGGUAUUAAAAUUCAAACCCCAGCCCGUGUCCUCGUAUUUGAGUGAAUUUUAAGUAGUGCUAAAGCCAAUUGGCAGUCCCGAACUGGUGUUGGAAUUCUGUGAGCCAAAAGUUUCCUUAUUGGACAUUCAUUAUUUAAUUUCCACCAAGUGGUUAUUUUCCAAACCUUGUUUGGGUUGACGAUGAAGUCUACACUGACCAAGACUUAAAUUUGUGUUCUCGUAAAUUGGAGCCCAAUGAAGCUACAGCAAGGCACCGUUAUAUGUGUGUUAUAAUUGGAGAUAAAAUCCGAAUAAGUAAUCAUUGCAGUCCAAAUUCAGAAUGUGCUGUAAGAUACAUUAUUCAUUAUGAGGUAGGUUACAAUGUCGGACAUACGAGUGACACCAAGAGGUCGGAAACCAAGUAUAUAAGAUAUUGAGCUACGUGGUGGUGGUGGUGGUAACGAGACUGAAAAAAGAGUGGGCCUUGGAGUUUGGUGUAUCACUUUGCAACACUUGAUGGAUAUAUUAGAAGAAAACGAUGGUCAGCUGCGAUGACGUCGACGGCAUUGGCCACGAUGACCUCUUCGCGAUGAGGUCCUGCCAAAUGGAGCCUUGCUAAGUGUCGAUUGCUAGGACUUUGGUUAAGGAGGGGGAAAGAGAUGUCGAUUAAUAAAAUGGGGCAUCCAGUGAUAGGCCAUGAGUUGACCAGUGAGGAAAACCGGAGUAUUUUGAGUGGGAAGGUGGGCAAAGCAAGGGCAUUAGUAAGGUUUGUGAGUGAUGAUGUGUAAUCAUCCGCUGCGUCACUGCCUUGCCGUAAACGGUUUUCACUUGUGACAUCAAUUAUACAAAUACUAUCAAGAAACUAAGAACACGAAAUCUGAAGAUUAUGUUUUUUAAUCCUUACAUUAAUAUUAAAUGGUUGUGUUUUUGUUAUGGUUUAAAAGAUUUAACAAACUAUAAAACUGAUGUUACUUUGAUUGGUACAAAUUUACACGAUGGACAUUAAACACAAAACUGUAACAUG
Lethenteron reissneri (Far Eastern brook lamprey) is the source of this 4758-nucleotide messenger RNA. It is a transcript of the gene ABAT, whose product is annotated as 4-aminobutyrate aminotransferase. The record is from RefSeq and is a predicted model, not a curated record. Gene Ontology annotation, biological process: GABA catabolic process. Gene Ontology annotation, molecular function: 4-aminobutyrate:2-oxoglutarate transaminase activity; pyridoxal phosphate binding. Gene Ontology annotation, cellular component: mitochondrion. Lineage: Eukaryota; Metazoa; Chordata; Hyperoartia; Petromyzontiformes; Petromyzontidae.